Umbelopsis ramanniana AG is the source of this 429-nucleotide messenger RNA. RefSeq lists its product as uncharacterized. Gene Ontology annotation, cellular component: eukaryotic 43S preinitiation complex. Gene Ontology annotation, biological process: translational initiation. The record is from RefSeq and is a predicted model, not a curated record. Gene Ontology annotation, molecular function: translation initiation factor activity; ribosomal small subunit binding; RNA binding. NCBI's taxonomy places the organism in Eukaryota, Fungi, Mucoromycota, Umbelopsidomycetes, Umbelopsidales, Umbelopsidaceae. Bases 31 to 369 code for a protein of 112 amino acids. The transcript is spliced from 4 exons.
GCAAGUGCCAAAAGUUUUUUGUAUCCAUAUAUGUCUGAUCUCCAAGACCUGAACGCUCCCUACGACCCUUUUGCCGAUGUUGGCGAAGAUGAUAAUGGAGCUCAGCCUACUGGGUACAUUCACAUUCGUAUCCAACAACGCAAUGGUCGCAAAACCGUAACUACCCUCCAGGGUCUUCCCAAGGAAUACGAUGCUAAGAAAAUCUUGAAGAAGUUCAAGAAAGACUUUGCCUGCAACGGCACAGUCGUCGAAGUUGAGGAGAUGGGUCAAGUUCUUCAAUUGUCUGGUGACCAGAGAAUAAAAAUUGCUGAAUUCCUUGUGUCUGAGGACAUUGCCAAGAAGUCUGAUAUCAAGAUUCACGGUUUCUAAACAUCAUCUAGAUAUCCAAAUAUGACUCGGGUGCAAUUCCCAAGAACCCAAUUUGUACUU